GUAGACAAACCUGUGUCUGCGGUGCACAGGACACUGUUUUCAUGUACCCAUACACGGUGAAGCACUAAGUCAGGUAAGUCAUAUACACUUUAUCUAACAACAUAUUUUGAGGACAAUUAAACUUUACUCUUCUAUAUAUUUUCUGUUCUUUUUUAUCUUAGGUACUUUCAAAAAUAUGUUUUUAUUGUAGCCUAUUUUCUUUUAUAAUAAUGCCAAAUCCUCUGUGAAAUGAAUCAAGGACUUACUUAAAAUUAGACUAUUUGAAAUUUAAUCAAUAACAGCCAACAGUGUUCUUUAACUUUUUAUCUUAUGUGCAUGUCUGUGCUGACCGCCCUAGAAGUGGAGCUGCAGACGGUUGUGAAUGCCAUGUGAGACUGGGAAUGGAGCCUGGGUCCUCUGGGAGAGCAGCCACUGAUCUGUCUGUGAGUCCCGGUGGCCAAUAGGGCUUUUGGUUUUUUGUUUUUUUUGUUUUUGUUUUUGUUUUUGUUUUUUUUUUUUUGGUGUGUGUGGUUUUGUUUGUUUUAAUAAUAAAAGAUAGAGAAAAACUUCAUCUGUGAUCAGUGAAUUUAAUUGAAACCUCAAGGAACUCAGCAUGAAGAUGAGCUUUGUGCCAUUCUAAGCCUUGCCCUGAAGGUUAAGAAAACUAUACUUUCCAUAGCUAAUGUCUUAGGAACCUAAGUGAAUGGAAACCUUAGGUAUUUCGGAGAACAAAAGGCUAAGGCUACACACAGGGCACAAGGUUUAUAAAGGUAUAUCUCUAGAAAGAAAAAAAGAGCAAGCAUUCAGUUACCUUUUCAAAUCAAUGUAGCAAAGACAUCUAUUAUGAAUGUAAUGUUGUUUUUAAAAAGUCAUUUUCAGUCAGUGGGAAGACAUCAUCAGUAUCUUUAGGAUGAGUGCUUGAUGACUGAGAUUACAUCUAAAGUACAUAGCUUUGGGGCUGGGGAUUUAGCUCAGUGGUAGAGCGCUUGCCUAGGAAGCGCAAGGCCCUGGGUUCGGUCCCCAGCUCCGAAAAAAAGAACCAAAAAAAAAAAAAAAAAGUACAUAGCUUUAAAACAUGAAUGAUAAGAUGCCCCUGGCUGGUGUGCAGCAUAAGUCAGAAUGAAGGCCAGCAAGAGGGCUCAGCUAGUCAGAAGGUUUGCCGUGUAAGCCUGAUGCCCUAAGUUCAAUCCCUGGAACCCACAGAAAAGCCAAAAGAGAAAGGUGACUUCACAAUACUUCAAUGAGAUGAGUUAAAACAGGCUGAGAAACAGUAAGUCUGCACCUUUAGAGCAGUGUCACCAUGAUUCUAAGUUAGACCUCUCAAUACAUAAAGAAAAGCAAAAUAUAGAUGUAAAUAAAAAUAAAUGUAGCUUUUUGCCAAGAUGGCGCCGAAAGCGAAGAAGGAAGCUCCUGCCCCUCCCAAAGCCGAAGCCAAAGCGAAGGCCUUGAAAGCUAAGAAGGCAGUGCUGAAAGGUGUCCACAGUCACAAAAAGAAGAAGACCCGAACGUCACCCACUUUCCGGCGGCCCAAGACCCUGCGGCUCCGGAGGCAGCCAAAAUAUCCUCGAAAGAGUGCACCCAGGAGAAACAAGCUUGACCACUAUGCUAUCAUCAAAUUCCCACUGACCACCGAGUCGGCUAUGAAGAAAAUAGAGGACAACAACGCGCUUGUGUUCACUGUGGAUGUUAAGGCCAACAAGCACCAGGUCAAACAGGCCGUGAAGAAACUCUAUGACAUAGAUGUGGCCAAAGUCAAUACAAUGAUACGGCCUGACGGAGAGAAGAAGGCGUAUGUUCACUUGGCUCCUGAUUACGACGCUCUAGAUGUUGCCAACAAGAUUGGGAUCAUCUAAAGUGAGUCCAGAUGGUUAACUCUAAAUAUAUACUUUUUUUUCCACCAUAAAAAAAAAUAAAUGUAAAGGAGUAAACAUGUCUUAAA
Molecule: messenger RNA, 1918 nt
Organism: Rattus norvegicus (Norway rat)
Lineage: Eukaryota; Metazoa; Chordata; Mammalia; Rodentia; Muridae
Source: RefSeq, a predicted model, not a curated record